Molecule: messenger RNA, 544 nt
Organism: Malaya genurostris
Lineage: Eukaryota; Metazoa; Arthropoda; Insecta; Diptera; Culicidae
Product: mpv17-like protein
Exons: 5
Coding region: 1-519 (172 amino acids)
Cellular component (GO): membrane; cytoplasm
Source: RefSeq, a predicted model, not a curated record
AUGUCUUUUCAAGGUCUCUGUGAAUACCCCAAAGCGUCGAUGAGCAAGAGCGAAAGGAAGACCGAAGUGUGCUUGUUCAUAGGAAACUAUGACUGGAAUAAAUGCUUUAGAUUCUUCAUAUACGGAGGAUUCAUAGUUGCGCCAUCUCUUUACUGCUGGAUUAGGUUGGCGUCAUUGAUGUGGCCAGCGCAAAGCCUCAGGUCUGCCAUUGCUAAGGCGCUCACCGAACAAGUCAGCUACACACCACUAGCCAUGACAUGUUUUUAUUUUGGCAUGAGUUUAAUGGAGUCUAAAACGAUUGAAGAGUCUUUUCUGGAAGUAAAAACUAAAGUGCCCCCAACAUACAAGGUCGCUCUUUGCAUCUGGCCUCUUCUACAGACAUUUAACUUUUCGGUUGUCCCAGAAAAGAAUCGCGUGCCUUUUGUUAGUAUGUGCAGUUUGCUUUGGACUAUUUUUCUGGCAUACAUGAAGCAAUUGGAAUUGGAGAAACUACAGAACAAGGAAUCCAUUUACCAAUGAUAAAAGUUUUUAUUUCUGUACCGCG